GUUUGAGGUAAAUUUCAGUGAAAUUAAGGAAGGUGUCAUCGAGCCUUUUAAAGGCAGAUCAGAUUCAGACAUAAUGCAGAAAGUCUCUGGAGGACAUUGACUUCAUAUUUCAGAAAGUUUCCCAACACCAUCAGUGAUGGAGCAGCAUUUCUUCAUACUCCUGUUUUUCACAGGAUUUGUCCCCCUCACACUGCCUGUCCCUCAUAAGUACUAUCUGAUCCAACAAGGGGAAAUGUGGAUUUCUGCUCAGGCUUACUGUAAGGUCAACCACAGUGACCUGGCUAUAAUUGAAAGUAACAAUAACAUGAUUCGCCUUCAAAAUGAAGCACAAAGACAACAAUUCAGUUCUAGUGCUUGGAUUGGACUGUGGAAUGAUGUCAACAGCUGGUACUGGUCUUAUGGAUAUUGGCCACUGGGAAAUAUGAGAAAAUGGGCUGGUGUGGAGCCUAACAAUAGUGGUGGACAUCAAGAGUGUGUCGCAAUCGUUACCACGGGUUGGGCAGAUAGAACAUGUACAGAAACAUUUCCUUUUCUGUGCUUUGAUGACAGGGAAACUGGAAACUCCAGAUAUAUUUAUUAUUCUCAAUUAAAGUCUUGGUAUGAUGCUCAGAGUUACUGCAGACAGUAUCACACAGACCUGGCCAGCACAAGAGAUGCAACAGAAUACUCAGUUGUAUAUAAUUUGGUAACUUCUUUGACAAGAUACACUUGGAUUGGUUUGACCAGACACUCCUGGAAGUGGACAGACCAAACCAACUUCUCUACCAUCAGUUGGAUGCCUGGAAAACCUGAUAAUGUCCUGGGGAAUGAAAACUGUGGUUAUUUAAAUAAUAGUCAGGCCAUUGAUGCAAAGUGCUCUGAUGUAAUGCCAUUCUUCUGUUACUCAGUAAUCACAGGAAAAAUGCAAGUUAUAAGAAUUACGGUCCAGUCCAGUCAGGAUAUGAAUGAUCCUGCUGUAAUGUCUGCCACACUAGAGCAGAUCAAACAAAAAUGGAAAGCUCUUGGGCUGGCAGACGACAUCACUGUGAGAUGGAGAGUACGAUCACAGGGAGCGGUGUUUCAGAAAAAGUAGAAUAAUGAAAUGAACCAGGAAAAGAGUGACAUCUGUUUGUAAAAUUUAAUAAUUCUGUAGUUCACUACUAAUGAUGAGGGAAAAGCCAUUUUGACAUGAUUUAUUUGGGUUUAUUUAUUUGAUACAAUAUUGAUAUUUAUCAUUUAUUUAUCAUUAACUUUUUUUUUUCAAAUUUUGCUGAUACAGAAAGUUUGUAUUUAAAUGUAGAAUAUUUAAACGUAGAAUAUUUAAAUGUAGGCAUUGUUUUU
Tachysurus fulvidraco (yellow catfish) is the source of this 1320-nucleotide messenger RNA. Its product is annotated as putative C-type lectin domain family 20 member A. Bases 137 to 1072 code for a protein of 311 amino acids. The record is from RefSeq and is a predicted model, not a curated record. The transcript has 6 exons. NCBI's taxonomy places the organism in Eukaryota, Metazoa, Chordata, Actinopteri, Siluriformes, Bagridae.